UUCUUCCGUGUCGUCCUCAUUCUUGCUUUGGCUCCAUUGAAGAAAGCUCAAAAACCAGUCCUCGAUCACUCCACGGAAGACCAAACCUCGCUGUCUGAUGGCUCAGUUCACACCUCAAGGACGCGUCAAGCUGCUCUGCAACGGCGGCGGCCGGUCCAUCGUGCUCGGGUCGAAGGAUCCGCUCCCGCACCGGCUCCGAAGAUCGGUCGGGCUUCACGGCCGCAAGCACAGGUUCGCCGGCCCGUCCGCGAAGCUCAACUCCUCUUCGCCUUCUUCUAAGAGCAGGUCGCGCAAUGUCAGUGGCGGUAAACCGCGGGACGUGAGCGAGGAACGCGUGCACGUGGACGGGGAUGACAGUGACUACGACGACGACGAGCUCGGAGACGACGACGAUCUGGCGUGUUUCCGAGGUCUCGUGCUCGAUCUCUCGUACAGGCCGGUGAACGUUGUCUGCUGGAAGCGCGCAAUAUGUCUGGAGUUCAUGGAGAAGGCUGAUGUACUAGAAUAUUAUGACCAGACCGUAAACUCGCCAAACGGAUCAUUCUACAUACCUGCAGUUUUAAGGGUGCCACAUUUACUGCAAAUGGUUAAGAGGAGGAGGGUAAAAAAUAGUCUUAGUCGUAAAAACAUUUUGCAUCGAGAUAAUUACACUUGUCAGUACUGCUCUGCAAAGGAGAAUUUGACCAUUGAUCAUGUUGUUCCAAUUUCACGAGGUGGAGGAUGGAAAUGGGAAAAUUUGGUAGCUGCUUGUGCAAGGUGCAACUCGAAAAAAGGUCAGAAGACAGUGGAAGAAGCGAAUAUGAGGCUCCUUAAGGUCCCCAAGGCCCCGAAAGACUACGAUGUACUUGCGAUACCUUUAACAACAGCGGCAAUAAGGAUGCUACGGACAAGGCAAGGAUUGCCUGAGGAAUGGCGCGAGUAUCUCGCCAGGUCAUCCGAUCCAUGACCCGUAGUUUCUGUAGUUGUCGGUCUCUGUAUAUUCUCAUGCCUCGUAUAUAUUAUCUGAUCUCACUCUCGGUGGUCUAGCUGUGCCUCCGAUAAGUUAAUUCUGUUGCACAACCAAUGCAAAGACUUCCCCGAGAUGUGUAUAUUGUAAACUUGUACAUUAACUGUAAGAUCAACAGCAUAUAAUUUUUUACAUAUUUAUGAAAUGAAUGUCAUCUGUCGUUAUCUUUUUA
Messenger RNA from Punica granatum (pomegranate), 1178 nucleotides. Lineage: Eukaryota; Viridiplantae; Streptophyta; Magnoliopsida; Myrtales; Lythraceae. The record is from RefSeq and is a predicted model, not a curated record.